AUGACAGCACGUGAAUGUGUACUGCAGGCAAAGUCUUUUUUAAGUUCAAUGCCUGCGGCUUCUCUGCUCUCACGUGAGGGAUUCAUCACCGUAUGUGUAGAGGCUUCUCUCGCCUUUUUGCGGGAACGCAGCAGUCAUCAUCAUCAUCAUAGGAAUAACAACAGGAGAAUAUUCACUAAUAAUAAUAAUAAUAAUAAUAAUAAUAAUAAUAACAGAAGGAAUCUAUCCAAGAGAAGAAAGAACAGUGUAGAAGCCUUAUUAACAUCAUCAUCGCCAUCAUUAUUGUCAUCUCCCUCUUAUAAACCACAACCACAACAACAAGAACAACAGGGAUCAACCUUUAAUGAAGAGGAAUUAAAACGACUACGUGAACUUGUGGAAGUUGAAUAUCAUCGUAUACGAUUAAAUAAUAAUAAUAAUAAUAAUAGUGAUAAUAAUAAUAAUAAUGAAAUGGAGGGCAAUCCAUAUUCUGCCGUGCCAGCAGCCAAAUUAGAGGCAGCGGCUAUUAUUAAACGUGUUCUUCACGGUCCAUACAAACGUGGGGAGAUAUCACGACAGGAGUAUACAGUGAUUGUACUAGCCGUGUUGGAGAAGUUAUUUCCAGAUCUCAUUGCCGUGAUGAAUGGAACGAUUCCAAAUCAAACCAGUCAUCACCAUCAUCUCAAUAAUAAUAAUAAUAAUAAUAAUAAUAAUAAUAAUAAUAAUAAUAAUAAUAAUAAUAAUAAUAAUAAUAAUAAUAAUAGAAAUAAUACUGUUGUUGAUAUGAGUAGUAGGAGUGAGAAUAAUGAUAGUGAUAACAAUGGUAUUAAUAUAGUGGAGAGUAGUGGAAAUAUAAGAAACCAUGAGGUUCAUAUGAGUAUGCAUAGAUGUGAUGAUGAUGAAAAGAUAAGAAUGGAUUCACCAGAGAAAUUACAUACACAACUGCGUCCAGAAAUAGCCGUACGUGCGGUAGAGUUAACAGAACAAUCUCUUCAUUAUUACCUCAACAAAAAUAAUAAGAAUAAUAAUAAGAAGAAUGAACAGAAUUUCUUAAAUAGAGGAUAUAGUCAAGAAGAGAAUAAUCGUAUGGAUCAACUUAUGGAUGAUAUGAGUCCACUUCCUCGUAAUCCACAUGAAAGUACAUCAACAACAACAACAACAACAAUAUCUCCAAUUCCUAUUAACUUUGAUGAUGUCUUUGAACAACAAUUGGAGAAGUUAAAACAAUUAUUGGAGGAAAAGUAUGCACUCGAUCUCUCAGGAGGCCACACCUCUAUGAACCCACAGAGAAAGCAUACAAACACUUAUAAUAAUAAUAAUAAUAAUAAUAAUAAUAAUAAUAAUAAUAAUAAUGCAGUUAAACAGAAACGUGAAGAGUUGAUUGCACAGGCGCUGUAUUGUAAAGAGAGAAUGGAAGAAACUCAAGAACGUCUUGGUUCUAUCAUGCAAGAACUUCGUGAGGUUGAACAGUCAGUGGAUAUCAUUAGAUGA
Molecule: messenger RNA, 1470 nt
Organism: Trypanosoma theileri
Lineage: Eukaryota; Euglenozoa; Kinetoplastea; Trypanosomatida; Trypanosomatidae
Exons: 1
Coding region: 1-1470 (489 amino acids)
Source: RefSeq, a predicted model, not a curated record